AGCGGCUUUCCCGAUUGAAGAUAUUCGAGCUGCUUGAAUGUGAAGCUGUCAACACACGAAGAUGGACAUGUCAACGAGUUAAGUAUGCCAUCACUUCGGAAUCAUGACAAGCACGAACAUGGCAGGUUCGGAGGAUGAGUCCGAGUGGGAGUACGAGUACGACACGAACGUGACCGACGACUUUUACGUGACCAUCGAUUUGACAACACACAUUCCACCAGCUCUUGCCAGAGACAGACGCGCAAAAGCCCAGAAGACGACUACCCGCGGCUCCAACAAGAGUCUUGCCAAUGCGCCUGGUACUGGCAAUGAGUCUGGCACGAAAGACGGUGCGACUCAGAACGAUGACGGACAAGACGCCGACACAACCACAGAGCGCAUGCAGAUAGUCGGACUACACGACAGGAACCCCAUUAUCUCCUACAACAACGCCAUCUACUCGUGUCAAUGGGCCACCGAUCUAGCCACUCAGAUCUUUCUUACACCUCCACCUAGCGAUUUCGACCCCGACUACGUAGCCCUCCGAUCCACCCCAUCCUACGACGUCCUAGGCACGAGUGCUGCGCGCGUUGUCGCCAUACCUGCCAGCAUACAACCUCGAGUUGCCGCUGUCCCGAAUGCUGCGAAGGCCGCCACAACAAGUGCAGAGACCACCUACACAACAGCCGAGGGCGAUGUGAUCGAGCAUACCACAGCCCAAGGCCUACGUAUCAGCCUCCCAUCCACCGCCAGCGCCCAACGAACAAGUCAAGCCAAAUUUCUGGAAGCUCUCUCAGCCAUCAAGUCUCGCCGCGGCGACCAGGAUGCCGUCCCAGUUACAAACAUCAAAGUCUACCAUCCGCCAGAGGGCUGGGAGGAAGAGCGCGCAGACUAUAUAGAAAAGGAAAGCGCGCGUAGCAAAAAGGACAAGGCAGAGGCGGCUGCGCGCGCAAAGAGAGAAAAGGCAGAGCAAACGGCACGUCUCACCAGGCUCAAUAGACGUCCUGCAUAUGCCCGGCCAAAUCCUGACGAGGAGGCCGAAGAGGAUGGCAGCGGAGAUGAGAACGAAGACGAUACAAACAAGGAUGGGGAUGCCGAUGGGAACAAGCUGGUCACACGUAAGAGAAGGACAUUGGCAAGAGGUGGCAGUCGCGGAGGUGCACCUAGCGGCAAGAGAUUGCGCCAGAGCUUGGGUCUGCCCGAAGCUAGACGUGAUGCAAGACCCAAGGGUCGUCCACGCAAGAAGAGAAAAUUGGCCGAGGUGCCUGAAGAUAUACCUGGAGAGGCAACUGAAGACACUACUGCCGAAGCCAUCUCUGCUGUUUCAGCAGGACCUAGUCGAGAUGGCACGAGCGCUCAGGCUGAGCAGGAAGACACGAACAUGACAGAAGGAGGCGCUAUACACGAUGAUGGCAGUGCCACACAAAACGACUAGCGAUACCCGUGCUGUACAAUGCUUUACUUUCCUACAAUACCAAAAAUGCAAAAAUGUUCACAAUCACUCUGGCUGUACCGUAAGUUCUCUGAUAC
Messenger RNA from Aureobasidium subglaciale EXF-2481, 1509 nucleotides. RefSeq lists its product as uncharacterized. The record is from RefSeq and is a predicted model, not a curated record. Lineage: Eukaryota; Fungi; Ascomycota; Dothideomycetes; Dothideales; Saccotheciaceae. The transcript has a single exon. Bases 104 to 1414 code for a protein of 436 amino acids.